AUGAUUACCUUAGUAAUAGCUACCCCUAUAACUACCCCUACGCCUAAGGUAGCUACUAUACCUACUAUACCUAUUACGCCUACCCUAGGACCUAGAGGUAAAAAGAGAGGUAGAGAAGAGGAAGAGGAGGAGGAGGAGGAGGAGGAGGAGGAGGGAGAAGAGGAGGGAGAAGAGGAGGGAGAAGAGGAGGAGGAAGAGGAAGAGGAGAAGGAAGAGGAGGAGGAAAGAAGACCGAAAAAAAGGGUAAAGAAUUAG
Messenger RNA from Penicillium paradoxum, 255 nucleotides. RefSeq lists its product as uncharacterized. Lineage: Eukaryota; Fungi; Ascomycota; Eurotiomycetes; Eurotiales; Aspergillaceae. The transcript is spliced from 3 exons. The record is from RefSeq and is a predicted model, not a curated record. Bases 1 to 255 code for a protein of 84 amino acids.